Jaculus jaculus (lesser Egyptian jerboa) is the source of this 1380-nucleotide messenger RNA. It is a transcript of the gene Unc93a, whose product is annotated as unc-93 homolog A. The coding region runs from base 1 to 1380 and encodes 459 amino acids. Lineage: Eukaryota; Metazoa; Chordata; Mammalia; Rodentia; Dipodidae. The transcript has 8 exons. The record is from RefSeq and is a predicted model, not a curated record.
AUGGAAAGGAGCCUGAGGAACGUGCUGGUGGUUUCCUGCGGGUUCCUCCUCCUCUUCACGGCCUACACAGGCCUGCAGAAUCUGCAGAGCAGUCUCUACAGCGAGCACGGCCUGGGGGUGGCGACACUCAGCUCGUUGUACGGCGCGGUGGUGCUCUCCUCCAUGUUUCUCCCGCCCAUCCUCAUCAAGAGUGGGGGCUGCAAGUGGACCAUCGUGGGAUCCAUGUGCUGCUAUGUGGCCUUCUCACUGGGCAACUUCCAUGCCAGCUGGUACACCCUGAUCCCUACCUCCAUUCUGCUGGGCCUGGGUGCAGCCCCACUGUGGUCGGCUCAGUGCACCUACCUCACCAUGGUGGGGCAGGCGCACGCGCGGAGAGCAGGCCGGCCCAGCCCGGAUGUGGUGAACCAGUACUUUGGCAUCUUCUUUCUCAUAGUCCAGUCUUCCGGGGUGUGGGGCAACCUGAUUUCCUCGCUGGUGUUUGGCCAGACUCCCCGUCAAGAGGCCGUCCCAGAGGAGCAGCUCAUGUCUUGUGGAGCCAAUGACUGCCUGAUGGCCACAGUGGUCACCAACAGCACCCAGCGUCCCUCCGAGCAGCUGAUCUACACACUGCUGGGCAUCUACACGGGCAGUGGAAUCUUGGCCAUCUUACUGGUGGCCCUGUUUCUUGAGCCCAUAGAAGACAGUAAGCAGAAGAGUGAUGGAGAGCCGGAGUCCAUAUCAGAGUCCUUUUCGUCCACUUUACUGUCAACCUUCAGACUGUUCAAAGAUAAGCGCCUGUGCCUCUUGAUCCUGCUGCCGCUGUACAGUGGGUUACAGCAGGGGUUCCUCUCUGGAGAGUACACGAGGUCCUAUGUCACCUGUGCUCUGGGCAUCCAGUUUGUCGGCUAUGCAAUGAUCUGCUUCUCAGGUGCCGCCUCCUUGUGCUCCCUGCUGUAUGGGAAGAUCUCCCGGUACACGGGCAGGGCUGUGCUCUACACACUGGGCGCAGCCACCCACCUUUCCUGCAUCACUGCCUUCCUGCUGUGGCGCCCGCACCUGGCCCAGAUGGCCAUCUUUUUCCUCCUCUCUGGUCUGUGGGGUGUGGCGGACGCCGUCUGGCAGACGCAGAACAAUGCUCUUUAUGGCAUUCUGUUUGAGAAGAAGAAGGAAGCCGCUUUUGCCAACUACCGCCUUGGGGAAGCCCUGGGAUUUGUCAUCGCCUUUGGGUAUAGCACGCUUCUGUGUGUCCGCAUCAAGCUCUACAUUCUCAUGGCUGUCUUGAGUCUGGCCAUGCUGGCUUAUGGGAUUGUUGAGUAUAUGGAAUCUAGGGCCUCCUGCAAGGACCUUGCUGCGGGAGGGACAGGCCAGGUGGAGGAAGAAGAAAUGCAAACAGAAAUGUGA